CUAAAAAUCAAUGAGUGGUUUGUGUUUCAUUUAUUUUCCUCUCUCCUCCCUCUCCUUAACCCCCAAAUUGUCUUCGCCAGAAGGGGAAUUUCAGUUCAAUUUGGGGAAAUCUUUUGCUUCAACAUUAAUAUUUCAAUGGCGUCUGAUAGCUUCACCGACAAGAACGCUGUUUUCAGAAGGUUGAAGGCCAAGUCGGAGAACAAGAUCUGUUUUGAUUGUAAUGCGAAGAACCCUACGUGGGCGUCGGUUACGUUUGGGAUUUUCCUUUGCAUUGAUUGCUCCGCUGUUCAUCGGAGCCUUGGCGUUCAUAUAAGCUUCGUCAGGUCAACAAAUUUGGACUCAUGGUCAACGGAGCAGCUGAAAAUGAUGAGCUACGGCGGAAACAACCGUGCUCAGGUGUUCUUCAAGCAGCACGGCUGGAACGACGGCGGCAAAAUUGAAGCCAAAUACACCUCCAGAGCUGCAGAUUUGUAUAAACAAACCCUUUCCAAAGAAGUCGCUAAAACCAUGGCUGAAGAUCCCCCUCGCCCCUCUUCCCCUGUUUCUUCUCACUCCAACGGCAAUGCCAUCCCAUUAAUGAAAACCACCAAACAAGAAGCUCCUGAAGUCUCUUCUCCAAAAGCCUCUCAUUCUGUUGUUGUUAAAAAACCCAUCGGUGCUAAAAGGACAGGCAAGAUCGGUGGACUUGGUGCUCGGAAGCUUACGACAAAGACGACUGAGAAUCUGUAUGAUCAGAAACCGGAAGACCCCCCGACGCCGGUUUCGUCGUCGAUAACAACGAACGGUGCGAUGGCCUCAUCGUUGGCUUCUCGGUUCGAGUAUGUUGAGAAUGCACAAUCUUCUGAUGUGAGCUCUAAUGGAUCCCCCGUGAUUGGUCAUAUUGCUCCACCGAAAUCCUCUAGCUUCUUUGCUGAAUUUGGAAUGGAUAAUAAUCACAAUGGUGGUGUGUAUUCGAAGAAAUCAAGCUCAAAUUCCACUAAAAUCCAGGUGGAAGAAACUGAAGAAGCUCGAAAGAAAUUCUCGAAUGCGAAAUCGAUUUCGUCUGCUCAAUUCUUCGGGGAUCAGAACAAAUCUGCUGAGUCGGAGGCCAAGGCUUCAUUGCAGAAGUUUACAAGCUCGUCGGCAAUCUCGAGUGCUGAUCUGUUUGGACAAGGGAUGGAUGAUUCAACUCUGGAUCUUGCGGCGCACGAAUUCAUCAGCCGGAUUUCUUUACAGGCUUCUCAAGAUAUAUCAUCGUUGAAGAACAUUGCGGGGGAGACAGGGAGGAAGCUGAGCUCAUUGGCAUCAACGUUGAUUACUGAUAUUCAAGAUAGAAUUCUUUGAUUGCUAACUCCAUGAACAUAAGCCCCACUCUGCAAAUUAUUAUUCUAUACUCAGAUGAACUUGGUUUCUUUUUGAAAAUUAAAUAUUGAUAUAUUUUCCUACUUAGUGUUUUUUUCUACAAUUUUUUUUAAUAUUGUUUGAGUUCAUCAGGGUCUUCGUUGAGGGCAUGCCUAAACCAGUGGAAGCUAUGUUUAGUUGGCUUCGUUACUUAGUGAUUGUAAAGAAUUGUGCAUUACAAAUUUAUUAUUGUUAUUAUCUUUUGAAACACAAAUAAACUUUUAUUGUCUUA
Benincasa hispida (wax gourd) is the source of this 1612-nucleotide messenger RNA. RefSeq names its product putative ADP-ribosylation factor GTPase-activating protein AGD8. Gene Ontology annotation, molecular function: GTPase activator activity. The record is from RefSeq and is a predicted model, not a curated record. Gene Ontology annotation, biological process: COPI coating of Golgi vesicle. NCBI's taxonomy places the organism in Eukaryota, Viridiplantae, Streptophyta, Magnoliopsida, Cucurbitales, Cucurbitaceae.